Lactuca virosa is the source of this 3860-nucleotide messenger RNA. The record is from the annotation of a GenBank genome assembly. Lineage: Eukaryota; Viridiplantae; Streptophyta; Magnoliopsida; Asterales; Asteraceae.
CAAAUUUCAUAUUGUCUGUCAAGUUUAAGGGGUUUCAAUCUGAAAAAUCCUCUGUCUCCCUUCCCAACCGCUCUUUUUUCUACAUUCCACUUCAGAUCUUGACUGAAUUUCGUCCAAAAUUCUCCGGUUUCUAGGGUUUCAAUACGGUCACAAUGCACAUCAAAGAGGUUUGUUUAGAGGGAUUCAAAUCAUACGCUACAAGAACAGUCGUUCCAGGUUUCGAUCCCUUUUUCAACGCCAUAACCGGAUUAAACGGAUCCGGGAAAUCGAACAUUCUCGAUUCCAUUUGCUUCGUGUUAGGUAUAACGAACUUGCAGCAGGUUCGAGCUUCGAAUCUACAGGAGUUGGUGUACAAGCAAGGACAAGCUGGUAUCACGAAGGCGACCGUGUCGGUUGUGUUUGAUAACUCCGAUAGGAGUAGAAGCCCACUUGGAUACGAAGAUUGCCCCGAAAUUACUGUUACUCGCCAGAUUGUGGUAGGUGGGAGGAACAAAUACUUGAUCAAUGGACAUCUUGCUCAACCAAGUCGAGUGCAAAAUCUUUUUCACUCAGUUCAGCUAAAUGUCAACAAUCCACAUUUUCUGAUUAUGCAAGGGCGCAUUACCAAGGUAUUAAACAUGAAACCUCCUGAAAUAUUGUCCAUGCUUGAAGAAGCAGCUGGAACAAGAAUGUAUGAAACCAAAAAAGAUGCUGCUUUGAAGACCCUUGAGAAAAAGCAGGGUAAAGUUGAUGAGAUCAACAAGCUUCUUGAUCAGGAAAUACUCCCUGCACUAGAAAAACUAAGGAAAGAGCGAAUGCAAUACAUGCAAUGGUCCAAUGGGAAUGCAGAAUUAGAUAGACUGAAAAGGUUUUGUAUUGCUUAUGAAUAUGUAGAAGCAGAAAAAAUUCGAGACAAUGCAGUUCAUGGUGUUGAAGAGGUAAAAGCCAAGAUAACUGAGAUUGACAGUAAUACAGAGACAAUGCAAACAGAGGUACAAGAAAUGGAGGUGAAUGUAACAAAGUUAACUGCCGAAAAAGAUGCAACCAUGGGUGGGGAGGUUAAGGCUCUGUCAGAUAAAGUUGAUGCUAUUUCUUGUGAUCUUGUGAAAGAAACUUCUGUUUUGAAAAAUCAAGAGGACAAUCUCAACACGGAGAAAAAGAAUGUUGUAAAGAUUGAAAAAAAUCUUGAAGAACUGAAGCAGUCUGUUGAAGAUAGAGCUAAUGCUGUAAAAAGUGCAGAAGAUGGAGCAGCUGAUUUGAAGAAAAGAGUUGAAGAGCUAAAAAAGAGUUUAGAAGAACAUGAAAAAGAGUACCAGGGUGUAGUUGCUGGUAAAAGCAGUGGUAAUGAAGAGAAGUGUCUUGAAGAUCAAUUAGGAGAUGCCAAAGUGGCAGUUGGAAAGGCAGAAACCGAGUUGAAGCAGUUGAAAACAAAGAUAAGUCAUGGUGAAAAGGAGCUAAAAGAGAACACAACUAAGUUAUUAUCAAAGCGCGAUGAAGCUGUUUCUGUUGAAAAAGAGCUCAAAAUCAGACAGAAAGAUGUAGAAAAUGUUGAAAAGGCUUUGAAAUCUUUAUCAUAUGAGGAAGGACAGAUGGAAGGUUUACAAAAGGACCGAAUGGUGGAGUCAGAAGCAGUACAUAAGAUAAAAGAGGAAAUACGAAUGAUUUCUUCACGUUUAGGGAACAUUGAGUUCUCUUAUCGUGAUCCUGUGAAGAACUUUGACCGGUCAAAAGUCAAAGGCGUGGUUGCAAAGCUUAUUAAAGUCAAAGAUAGCUCAACUAUGACUGCAUUGGAGGUUUGUGCAGGUGGGAAGUUGUUUAAUAUUGUGGUGGACACUGAAAAUACAGGAAAACAACUUUUACAAAAUGGUGAUCUUAGAAGAAGAGUGACAAUUAUUCCUUUGAAUAAAAUCCAAAGCCAUCCUGUACCUUCUAGAGUUCAAACUGCUGCUACUAAACUGGCAAGUAAAGGCAAUGCUGAGGUGGCGCUUUCAUUGGUUGGUUAUGAUGAUGAACUCCAGACUGCAAUGGAAUAUGUGUUUGGUGCAACUUUUGUCUGUAAGACCAGUGAUGCUGCAAAAGAGGUUGCAUUUAAUCGCCAAGUUAGUACGCCUAGUGUGACAUUAGAAGGUGACAUAUUUCAACCAAGUGGUCUCCUGACUGGUGGUUCUCGCAAAGGUGGAGGUGAUCUAUUAAGGCAACUACAUGCUCUAGGAGAGGCUGAAUCAGAAUUAUCAUUACAUCAAAAACGACUAUCAGAAAUCGAAUCAAAGAUUAAUGAGCUUCUUCCACUUCAAAAAACUGAGCAGAAUGAGCAUCAUAAGCUUAGUGAAACAGUAAAAAGAAUCGAGCAAGAGCUUGCAGAAGCUAAAUCUGGUGUUAAUGAAAAGCAAGCACUUUAUAAAAAAUGUGUAGCUGAAGUGACAAAUCUUGAAAAGUCAAUUAAAGACCAUUCCAGUAAUCGGGAACGUAUGCUCAAAGAUUUAGAAAAGAAGAUUAAGGAUGUGAAAAAAAAUAUGCAGUCAGCUUCAAAGGACCUCAAGGGGCAUGAAAAUGAAAGGGAGAAGCUUAUAAUGGAAGCCGAGGCAGUUAAACAAGAACAGGCGUCUUUAGAGAAUCAGUUGGUUUCUUUUGAGAAGCAGAUUAGUGUGUUGACUGCUGAAGUGGAUGCACUGAAGACCAAGGUUAUUUCACUGAAAGAUGAACAUAGUGAAGCACAACGUGAGCUAAAUGCAGCGCGUAAGAAGGUGAAGGAGUGUGACUCACAAAUCAGUCGAAUUCUUAAAGAUGAGCAAAAACUUAGAAAUAAAAUGGGUGAGAAAAAUCUUGAGAGGAAAAAGUUAGAAAAUGAGGUGAAACGUAUGGAAAUGGAACAGAAAGAGUGUUCAUCAAAGGUUGAUAGAUUGAUUGAGAAGAAUUCUUGGAUAAAUUCUGAGAAACAACUUUUUGGAAGAAGUGGAAGUGAUUAUGAUUUCACAUCCCGUGAUCCACAUAAAGCAAGGGAACAUUUUGAAAGUCUCCAGGCUGAACAAGCAGGGCUUGAGAAGAGGGUGAACAAGAAAGUUAUGGCCAUGUUUGAGAAGGCAGAAGAUGAGUACAAUGACUUGAUAUCCAAGAAAAACAUUAUUGAGAAUGACAAGUCAAAGAUUAAGCUGGUGAUUGAAGAGCUUGAUGAGAAGAAAAAGGAGACACUGAAAGUGACAUGGGUUAAAGUGAACAGUGAUUUUGGAUCUAUAUUUUCGACGUUGUUGCCUGGAACAAUGGCAAAGCUAGAACCACCAGAGGGAGGGACAUUUUUGGAUGGAUUAGAAGUGCGGGUGGCAUUUGGGGGUGUUUGGAAACAGUCAUUAUCAGAACUUAGUGGUGGACAAAGAUCUCUACUUGCACUUUCUUUAAUUCUAGCACUGCUGCUUUUCAAACCAGCCCCACUUUAUAUUUUGGAUGAGGUUGAUGCAGCUCUUGAUCUAAGUCAUACACAGAACAUUGGGCGGAUGAUCAAGGCUCACUUUCCACAUUCUCAGUUUAUUGUGGUUUCUUUGAAAGAAGGGAUGUUCAACAAUGCGAAUGUGCUUUUUCGUACAAAAUUCGUGGAUGGUGUUUCUACUGUUCAAAGAACAGUUGCAUCAAAGAAGAUGGUGAUAAUGGAGACUGUUGAAGACUUUGACACUAUAGACGUGGAACUUGAUGAGCUAUUCAGAAAGCAACAAAAGCGUCAAUGCAAAGACGACUUCUUGAACAUGCUUUGUGAAGAAGGGCUAGAAGAUUGCAUCAUUCCCGAGGUUCACAUUGAUGAAAGCGAUGGAGAUGAGUCCCUUGAUUUGAACCCUGAAGAUGAGACAUAUGAUGAAGAAGGUGCUUCGCAAAAAGGGUUAAGUGAAAAAUAG